This is a messenger RNA of Onychostruthus taczanowskii (white-rumped snowfinch), 4450 nucleotides long. Its product is annotated as protein HIRA. The coding region runs from base 113 to 3217 and encodes 1034 amino acids. The transcript has 24 exons. Gene Ontology annotation, biological process: regulation of DNA-templated transcription; chromatin remodeling; DNA-templated transcription. Gene Ontology annotation, molecular function: nucleosome binding; protein binding. NCBI's taxonomy places the organism in Eukaryota, Metazoa, Chordata, Aves, Passeriformes, Passeridae. The record is from RefSeq and is a predicted model, not a curated record. Gene Ontology annotation, cellular component: nucleus; HIR complex.
UUUAAUAGGCUGCCAUUUCUGUCAGCAAGCUGCUCUCAGCUCUUAUAGUCAGCUGUAAUUCUUACAACUCGAGCCUUUGGAAGAAGAAAGUCACUUGCCAGCCAGAAGAGUUAUGGUAGUUCUGGUGUUAAUGCAUUCUCUUGAAUGUAAAACAAUUCACUAUGUUGCUGUUUGUCCUCUAAUUCCAGGAAAGCCAAUAUUUUCAGUGGACAUUCACCCAGAUGGGACCAAGUUUGCAACAGGAGGACAAGGUCAGGAUUCUGGUAAAGUUGUGAUCUGGAAUAUGGCUCCUGUCCUGAAAGAGGAAGAUGAAAAGAAUGAAAAUAUCCCCAAGAUGCUUUGUCAGAUGGACAAUCACUUAGCUUGUGUGAACUGUGUGCGAUGGUCAAACAAUGGAGUUUACUUGGCCUCGGGGGGAGAUGACAAGCUGAUUAUGGUGUGGAAACGAGCUGCGUACAUUGGACCUAGCACUGUGUUUGGUUCUAGUAGCAAACUGACUAAUGUUGAGCAGUGGAGGUGUGUGUCGAUUCUCAGAAGCCAUUCAGGGGAUGUGAUGGAUGUAGCAUGGUCUCCACAUGAUGCCUGGCUGGCAUCCUGUAGUGUUGAUAACACUGUUGUCAUCUGGAAUGCUGUCAAAUUCCCAGAAAUUCUUGCUACUUUGAAGGGGCAUUCUGGCUUGGUGAAAGGGCUGACCUGGGAUCCUGUUGGAAAAUACAUUGCCUCUCAGGCUGAUGAUCGAAGUUUGAAGGUGUGGCGGACCAUGGACUGGCAGCUGGAAACCAGCAUCACAAAACCCUUUGAUGAGUGCGGAGGGACAACUCAUGUGUUGCGCCUUAGCUGGUCACCUGAUGGUCACUAUCUUGUUUCUGCUCAUGCCAUGAAUAAUUCUGGACCCACUGCUCAGAUCAUUGAGAGGGAUGGAUGGAAAACCAACAUGGAUUUUGUAGGGCACCGGAAGGCAGUUACAGUAGUGAAAUUCAAUCCAAAAAUCUUCAAAAAGAAACAAAAGAAUGGGAGCUCCACCAAGUCAAGUUGUCCCUACUGCUGUUGUGCUGUCGGUAGCAAAGAUCGAUCUCUUUCAGUCUGGCUCACGUGUCUGAAGCGACCUUUAGUUGUCAUACAUGAGCUGUUUGACAAGUCAAUCAUGGACAUCUCCUGGACUCUUAAUGGACUUGGUAUCCUGGUGUGUUCCAUGGAUGGAUCAGUGGCAUUUUUGGACUUUUCCCAGGAUGAACUUGGGGAUCCACUCAGCGAGGAGGAAAAGAGCAACAUUCACCAGUCCACCUAUGGCAAAAGCCUGGCUAUCAUGACUGAAGCUCAGUUGUCCACCACCAUUAUUGAGAAUCCAGAGAUGCUCAAGUACCAGCAGAGACAGCAGCAGCAGGGGGAUCAGAAGAAUGCCUCACUUCGGGAAGGCUCUGGGAAUGCCACAGCUCCCAAAGUGGCAAGCAUGGUUAAUGGGGAGAGUCUGGAGGACAUCAGAAAGAACCUCUUAAAAAAACAAGUGGAAACACGAACAGCAGAUGGUCGGAGAAGGAUCACACCUCUCUGCAUAGCUCAGCUGGACACUGGGGAUUUUUCUACAGCAUUUUUCAAUAGCAUCCCAAUAUCUGGAACUCUGUCUGGCUCAAUGAUGUCUUCUCAAAGUAACCAGCAGCUCAUGUCACUAGAUUCUAACGCAGCAAAUUCCCUUAAUACUUCAAAGCCUUCUGUAGAGCCAACAGCAGCCAGUAUAAAACCAACAGAUGAUGCAGCCAAUAAAGAUGGUGUAAAUGCUACCUCUGCCUCAGCUGCUCCUUCUGCAUCAUCUUCCUCUGUGUUGACAACUCCAUCCAAGAUUGAGCCUAUGAAAGCGUUUGAUUCUCGAUUCACGGAACGAUCCAAAGCCACCUCAGGGACUGCUGUUGUAACAAACACAAAUCAGACUGUUGUGGACAGACUGAAGGAUCAGAAUUUAAUUAAAGACAAUAAGCCCAAGGAUAUUCUGGAGAGCAGCAGUGAUAGUGAGGAGAAGAUUCCAGCUGUUAAACCACUCAGUGUACCCAAACGGAAACUGGAACUUGAGGGAGAAACAGUAGAAAAGAAGAAAAAAGGAAGGCCUCGGAAAGACUCCAGGCUUGUACCAGUAACUUUAACUGUUCAGUCCCCAGCUACACUGGCCUCUGAGAAGGAUGCUGCUUGCAUCUCUGCACCAGCAUUAGCACUUAAACUGCCAACCCCAAUCCCACAGAAAUCGUUUACUUUGCAAAUAAGUUCAGAUCCGUCAAUGUACCUUGAAGUGGAGAAUGAAAUGACCACAGUGGGGGGCUCAAAGCUGAGCAGAUUAAAGUGUAAUCGAGAAGGGAAGGAAUGGGAGACAGUCCUGACCAGUCGAAUCCUCGCUGCAGCAGGAAGCUGUGAGAUUGUAACUGUGGCCUGUGAGAAACGAACACUGUCAGUAUUUUCAGCUUGUGGUCGUCGCCUUCUUCCUCCCAUCAUAUUGAAUACACCCAUUUCCACCCUGCACUGCACAGGUUCCUGCAUCAUGGCUCUCACCACUGCUGCUACGCUCUCUGUUUGGGAUGUUCACAAGCAGACAGCCAUUGUUAGAGACGAGUCUUUGCAAACAAUAUUUUCAGGAAGUGAUGCAACUGUCUCUCAGAUCUUGCUGACUCAGCAUGGAAUUCCUGUCAUGAGCAUGUCUGAUGGGAAGGCAUACUGCUUUAAUCCUUCUCUUUCUACAUGGAAUCUUGUUUCUGACAAACAGGACUCUCUAGCACAAUGUGCAGACUUCAGGACUAGUUUGCCAUCUCAAGAAGCCAUGCUGUGUUCUGGGCCCUUGGCUGUGAUACAGGGACGCACAUCAAAUUCAGGAAGGCAAGCUGCAAGAUUGUUCUCCAUGCCUCAUUUAGUGCAACAGGAAACAACACUUGCAUACCUGGAGAACCAGAUAGCAGCAGCACUUAUGUUACAAUCCAGUCACGAGUAUCACCACUGGCUCCUUAUCUAUGCACGGUACCUAGUUAAUGAAGGGUUUGAAUAUCGUUUGCGAGAAUUAUGCAAGGAUUUACUGGGUCCAGUCCAUUACUCAGCUGGAAGUCAGUGGGAAUCAACAGUUAUGGGUUUACGAAAGAGAGAACUAUUGAAAGAGCUUCUUCCUGUUAUUGGACAGAACCUCCGCUUCCAGAGGCUUUUCACAGAGUAUCAAGAGCAGCUGGACAUCUUGAGAGACAAGUAGCACGUCCCCAGAUUUUCCCUGCGGGGCCUGGACCGAGUGAAACUGCUGAACAGCAUUCCCAGAGACAGGAGAGGAGCGAGAGCCCGGCCAGCGGGGACACUCCUGAAGAGGGGCUGAGCCGCAGAGGUCCCAGCGGAUUCCUGGAAAUGAUGAGUGGAGGAGCUCGACAGUUUCCCCAGUGAAACUUGACCAUUGAAGCUGUGACCUCUGUUUCUAUGGAAAGUCAUGGAUAUGUACUUCAGGGGGAUCCUUUUGGAUCUGGAUCUCAUUUAAUAUUAAAACUAGCUGAGAACUGUUUGUGCGGUUUCUUGGAUGUCCUGUGAAAAGCACAGUACUUCAGAGUACACUGAACAGCAUAUUUAACCCUGUUUGGGGUUUUUUGCCUGAGGAUUUAUUGAGGCUCAACACUAUAUUAAAUUAGAUGAAUGAGCCACGUAAAAAGAAAUUUCAUAAAUAUUAAGGUAUUAUGCAGCCAAUAGACUCUUUCCUGUGAAUAUAAUAAUAAUAAGAGGCUGUUCUAACACAUGGACUAUUUUUGUACUAGAAUUUGCUAACUUGUAAUAUGGAAUUUUAUUUGGCCAAUAAUCAGGCUAUCACUACAAAGUCAUCUUGUAGGAGUUUAAUUACAAAGGCUAUGUUUCAAAGUAAUUCUACCAAAUUAACGUGUCAUCAUCAGGUUUUUAAUUUUUCAAUGUUUGUAAAAGGCAUUUGGGGGGAGGGGGAGGGAUACAAUGGGGUGGCUCUUUUUGUAAGUACAAAAUAAAAGAACAUUGCAUUGGUUUAAAAAAAAACAAAACAAAAAGCAAAAACAUGGUCUUGAAUUAUUGCAAAGAGCACAGGCAUCUCCAGAAAUGUCAACACAGGCUGAAUCAUGGUAAUGUGUCUGGAAAUAAAUAAUUUUGUCUGGAUGAUCUUUUCUCAGAAAGCACGAUCAGACAAGUGCUGGUGGUGUCUGGACAGCUCCAGUGUUUUCCCCCGGAGCCCGUCUCGGCUGAGGGAGCAGGAGCUGUGGGAAUGCUCAUCCAUCCUCUCAGGCAGAGCCAGCAGGCUCCCUCAGCACUGAGCACAGUGCCUGCACUGCAGCAAGGAGGGAGCUUUCUGCAGUUAUGGCUGUGUUCCUUGUGGAGUGCUUUUGGAAUUCCACUGAAAACAAAUCAAGUUGUUUUCUUUUUCCAGAGUGUACUGGGACAGGAGCAAGUGAUCGUGUUGGUUCUUUGCAGGCCCUGUUCUUUG